Molecule: messenger RNA, 7266 nt
Organism: Symbiodinium necroappetens
Lineage: Eukaryota; Dinophyceae; Suessiales; Symbiodiniaceae
Source: the annotation of a GenBank genome assembly
AUGCCUCAGACAACCAUGUUCCAGUCCGUGGAGGCUGCGUGCCGCGUGUUGGAGCGUGAUCCGACGGGUCGCGAAGCUGUUGGCAUCUGGCGAAGCAUCGAGGUCCAGACGUUGGAGGGCACGCCGCUGUCGGAUGAGCCCAUUGUUAUCUUGGAAGGUGCAGAUGGGGUCGGGAAGUCUACUCUGGCGGAAAACCUCCAGCGUUCCAUGAAUGCAUCGGUUGUGAAGACACCGCCGAAACCUUUGGGUCAUUUUCGGCAAUAUUUCGAUUCUGCGGAUGCGGAACUGCGGAGAGCUUUUUACAUCUUGGGGAACUACGUUUGCGCUGCCGGUCUCCGGUGGUUGAGUCCUACGCAGCCCAUCAUAGUUGAUCGCUUUUGGCCAUCUUCAGCUGCUUAUGCUUUGGCUUGCGAUCUUCAAUCCUCGGCAUGUCAGCAUCCAGAAAUCGCGGAGAUGCCGAAAGACUUGGUGGAUUUGCUUUCCUUUGGGUCACGGCCCAUCGUGUUCUUGGUCUUGGACCUUCCUGAGAAGGUGCGGGCGUCUCGUGUGCGUGGCAGACCCGGUAUCAUCACCCAAGAGGAGGAGUCCUUGGAGCGGGAUGAAGCACUUCGCGGAAGCUUGGCCCGUGCAUAUGCAGCUUUGCGGCUUCCGGAGGGCCAGGUCAUGUCCUUUCUUGAUGCUUCGGGCGGUCCAGGAGAUGUGUUGCAGCGGGCACUUACAAUCAUAAGAUCGAAGAUGGAGGAGUUUCGUGCGUCACCGGUGCCACUCUCCGUGAAUUGGCACUACACGAGGCAAUGCAACUAUACGUGCAAGUUCUGCUUCCACACUGCCAAGACGUCUUUCUUCCUGCCGCAAACAAAGCAAGGCAUGGACGAGGCGAAGCAAUGCUUGCGACGUCUGCAGUGGGCGGGCAUGCAGAAGCUGAAUUUCAGUGGCGGUGAGCCGUUCCUGCAUGAGAAGGAUUUGGCUCUGGAAUCCGUGAGCAUUGUCUCCAAUGGCAGCAAGAUCACAGGGGACUGGAUUCGAAAGCACGGUAGCUACGUGGACAUCCUGGCCAUCUCCUGCGACUCCUUCCUGGAGGAGAUCAACCUAAAGAUCGGGCGUGGCAAGGGAUCCCACUUGCAGCAGUUGCAACAGAUUCGGCAGUGGUGCGAGGAGGCCGACAUCAAGUUCAAGGUGAAUACGGUCGUCAAUAAAAUGAACAUCAACGAGGACAUGAGGGACAUGAUCCGCCGGCUCAACCCGAUUCGCUGGAAGGUUUUCCAGUGCUUGUUGUUGGAAGGAGAAAAUGCGGGUGAGGAAGCUUUGCGCAAUGCAAGGAGGCUGACCGUUUCGUCUGAAGAGUUCCAGUGCUUUCUGGACAGACAUUCGCAGAUUGACUGCCUGGUGCCGGAAGACAACGAGAAGAUGAAGGACUCCUACCUCAUUCUGGAUGAGUUUAUGCGUUUUCUGAACUGCACUGGUGGCGCAAAGACACCCACAGCAUCUUUGCGAGACGUGCCGGUCAUUUCGGCAUUGAAAGGUGCAGGAUUCGAUUCGAAGAUGUUUCUCACACGUGGUGGAGUUUACGACUGGACACGGCAACGAGCUGAUGGAUGCGCAGGGGAAGGCGCCGACCUCGAGGACCUAGCAGGCAGCCGCACGACGCCUCAGCGAACGCCGCUCAGGACUGGCAUUCCCAUCAAUUCACCACGCCCUUGGGGCCAGGUGCACGUUCUCACUGCCGCCGCAUUUUUGGCUGCUGGUGUGAUGAUCGCCGUGGGCAGUUGGUUUGGUUGGUUCGAGUCGUCCGGCGGAGAUGAAGAGGUCCAGAAAACGGCACAGCUCGGCAACCGGAGGCGGAUGUGUCGCGACCAGGGAGACCCAUGCGCGCGCACGAUGCGAGCAUUGAAGGCCAGUCAUGACAAACUGCCCUUGGGAUUGCAGAUCGUGCCGUUGGAGUCUUCAGGUUUGCAACCACGUGCAGAGUCGCAGCGUCCAUCUUCUGAGAGUGAGGUGAGGGUCUACGACCUUGGGAAUACCUUCCUGACACGUUGGCCCAAUGCGGUGGCGAAAGGCUAUGGUGCCUUCCAUUCUGGAGUCGAAGUUUACGGCAUGGAAUGGUCGUUUGGCAUGACUGCUGACAACUGGUCGACUGGAGUUGCAGCCAACUUGCCAGGUCACCAUCCAGAUCACUGCUUUCGAGAAACUUUGUCAAUGGGCUGCACCAGCUUGUCCAAGGGCCAGGUCACGGAGAUCAUUCGAGAAAUGACGUUAGAAUGGAAGGGCCGGACCUACGAUGUACUAUCCCGGAACUGUCAUCAUUUCUCAGAUGAACUUUGCCGGCGCCUGGGGGUGGCACCACUGCCAGAUUGGGUGAACAAGCUUGCAGGAACGACAGCUUCUGCAGCUGGAAUGAUCGAAGGCGUGUCGCAAAGCACGGGAAAGAUGGCAUCGGAUGUGGCUUGGCUUUUCACAUCGGCUGCCGGUGGCGUGUAUAGUUUGGUGGCACCAACGUCUGCAGAGGAGACGUUGCACCAACGUGCAGGUUUGGACGACUUUGAGCUGGUGAGGCGUGGAUCUGCGCCUGCUGAACUCUGGCGACGUGAGAGGCCCUGUGAACUGAAGCAAUGUAACAGUGUUGGAACUUGGAAGCUGAAGCUCGGCGGGUCUCGACGUAGCUGGAUCAUUUAUCACGAGCUCUGGCUCAUGAGUCUGGAAUUGUUGGCCGACCGGGCACGGCGUUUCCGAGAGGAGCUGGGUCGGCGCUUAGAGGGUGCUCAAAGGGAGGUCGCAGGGAUCGCGGAGGCGCCCCUCGGCGGCCUCGGGGUGGCUGCCGCGGCGGUGGAGCUGAUCGAGGCCUCGGAUCCGCUGCUUGCGGGGGAGAAGCGACUUCCCCGCCAGCUGGAGCCAGCAGAGGCCCAUCCGACCGAUCCGACCGGAUCUGAGACCAAAGUCGACUACCCGGAGGCCACAGUGGCCACAAAGGCCACAGAGGCCACAGCUCAGCGCGGUCCCACACACUGCUCGAGCGGCAAUCUUGGUUGCGGUGCUUCACAUGGCUGCUCUGGCUCUGUGCAGAUCUGCAUCGACUCUGCUCAGCUGGCAGCGGGUUUUGCGGAGAUGGUUCGAAAGCGCCAGCACUUAGCACUCAAAGUUCUCCUCUCGGAGGAAACUUUUCUCGUACCAUGCUGCGCCGCGAGGGAUGGAGUUCUGGUGUUCAGCCAUAUGUCCUGGCAUCCGCUGCGAUCCCUGCGCUCAGCACGACUGCAACUGCUGGCGGCUCAUAACUCCGACUGUGUACAGACCAUGAAGGAGCCCUUUGCCUCACAUCUCGUUGUUCUGGCCACGGCCGAGCUGCCGCAGCAGGUGUCGCUGGCCUUGAGCUCGGAGGAAAUCAAGGCCCCGCCGAUGGAUGGUGCUUUGGAGCCCAGUGGGGUUCACCUCAAGGUUUGGCUUGAAGAUCUGCGGUUGCAGCUCGCUUCUCUAAACGGCGUCUUCGUCGUCUUGAAGUUGGGGCCGGAGCAGGAAAUGGUGGCGCACUUGUCCCAGCACGACCAGAGAGCAGAAGGAGGAGAACUGGUCGGCCGCCUUGGAUUCAUGGCCGUAGCGGAGCACACAGCUUGGAGCUUCGACCGCGCUCGGAAGAUCCUCAUGGCAGGCCCACAUCCAGAGAAAUUGUUCUUCCAAGUAUGGAGUGGGCAAGAGCUUCUGGGUCUUGCAGGCCUUGAAGUACCUCCUCUUCCUGAGGAUGCAAUGCAUGAGCUUGCGGAGCGUGGGCGACCCUGUGUAGACCUGCUGGCCGUGGAAUUGCCGGUGCAAGCAACCUCCAAUGGUGAGACGAUCGGAAGCCUUCGCACGAAGAUCUUGGCGGAGUUCGCAUCGCAGAGGUUGCAACUUGGUUCAGACACUUCUUUGCGCAUCACCUUGCGGAAUCUUUGCAGAUCUCCCCUGACCGGAUUAGACGGCAGAACUUUGGUCUUCGAGAUCGCUCCCGGGCCGAGACAUGAAGCUGCUCCAAAGGAUGUCCUAGCCGAGCUCGGCAGGCGCGGCUGGGGUCCCAGAGCUGCUGCUGCGAGGGCAGAGCGAGCGGAGCUGAUGGGAAACCUCCAGCAGCGGCUCUUCGAAGUGGUGCAUGCAUCCGGUGUCGAAGUGAGCAAAGCAUUCACCGUUCUCGACACAAACCGACGAGAUGGCCUUGUGGAGAUAACUGACAUGGUAGCGCUCCUCAUCCAUCUCGGACUUCCUUUGCCGGAGGAUCUUCUCCACAUGGCAGAGCAUCUCUCCAAAGACGAGGGGUGCCAGGUGGAUUUGCUGGAGUUCUGCAGGCACUUCGAGGCCUGGCAGUCCGCGCGUCCUCCCCGUGCUUCUGCUCCAGCUCCAGCCCCUCCGCCCUCAGCCUGGGAAGCACUGCUUUUACCACAGGGUGCACGAGCAGAAAGGUGUCUCUUGCUGCCGACCUACUUCCUCUAUGCACUUUUGGAUCCAGAAGCCACAGGUGCCGAUGCAGCGGCUGCCACGUACGGCUUCUGUGACCAACAUGGAAUAGGUGCAUUGACCUAUCGGGACUUUCGCCGCUACGUGGACCGUGUGGAUCAGCUACGGGCACAGCGUCUUCCACCAGAGGCCUGCCUGCCGAUCUAUGUUUUUCGAGAGGACAUUCGGGCAACGCUCGAGCUUGCAGACACGACCGCGACUGGCAGCAGUGGUCCCACAGAGCCGGUGAACCGGCUUGCGGCCGUGGCCGCCUCUCUGCAGCGCCGUGGGCGAGAGCUGGACCACGAGGAGCUUUUGUCGGACCUACGGCUGUCCCCGCAGCUGGCAGCACACAUGCUGGAGUGGCAGGAGUCUAUUGCGGCGGCAGUGUGGGCAUCGAGAGGCAAGAGCGCCCCGCCGUCGUUGACCUACCGCGGGUUUCUCUCCCUGUUGCGGCGUGCACAUGCUCUCGUCCAGAGCCAUCUUGACGGCCUUUUGCGAUCUUGUCUCGUGGCCGGUGUGGACUUGCAAGUGCUGAGCUUCGCGCUGCUGCGGCCCAACCAGGCCCUGUCAGCAGAAGAGCUCGCCGGUUCUCUGGCUGCGGCCGGAGUGGAGCUCGCCUCUGUGGCCGUAGAGCCGAGAGGCAGACCUGCUGGAACCGAGGAUCCUUUCCUUACGGAGGUCUUGUCCAGCGCGCCUCCGAGGUCAGUAUCCGGCGGGGUGCAGAGAGUGUACCGGGAGCGGGUCUUGGUGCGAGUAUACGAUCUUGGACAGACUGUUUGGACCAGAUUCCACAACCAGCUGACAAAGAACUACGGGGCCUUUCACACUGGCGUCGAGGAACAUGCAGAAGCUGAGAACCACAGCUUGAUCGUCAGCCAGCAGCGGUGUUGCGUGAACCAGAGGCUGCUGGAGGCUUUGGGGUCCCGAGCCGCCACGGUCCUUGAGAAGGCUUCGUUGUUUCAUGAUGCGGCACUCGUUGGUAUCCAGAAGCCAUUGGAAGGCCAGAGCUUAGCAAGCAUUUUCUGGUGGCCUGGCACGGCACUGUGCAGUGGCAGGCUGGCUGCAGAGACCACUUCUGCAACCUUCGUGACCUGUGCCGACACAUGCGGGCCGGUAGAAACAGCUAACAUUGGAUGGGCGGCUGGCACCCUGCGGCACUUUGGCUUUGCCGUCCCAGAAGUCUUGGGCCGUGCAGCCGAACAGUUGAGUAUGAGUUUCGCAGCCCAAGAGCUAGCAUCUGUUGCUCGGACGCUUGCGGUGUUUGAUGUGUCCCGAAAGCCCCCACUGGCGGCACCAUGCAACGCUGGAUGCGAAGCAGUUCCCUGCAUGGAUGUGCGAUGCCUUGCCGGCAUUUCUUGGGCCUUCGUGGUUCUCGUAGUCAAUGGCGCCUGCACCGUCCGGAGGAUCUGCAAGCACUCUGAGCAGCUUCUCGAGUGCUCCCCAGAACAGUUUUCCGCACAGAGUCUCGCUUCCAUGGCGCGGUUUCUUACAUCGUUGGAUGAGGGCCAGAGUCCGCUGAUGGACCAAGCCGUCAGACUGUCGUGCAGUGUUGCCUCCAGCUUCCGGGACACCGAAGCGGCUAUGCUGAGCUGGUCGCUCUGUCAUUCUGGACGGUUGGAACUUUGUUGGAGACUCAUUGACGCUUAUUCUGAGUCGCCUAGAGAGUGCUCCGACGAUCGUGAUCGUGCGGCCCUGGCAGUGGCAGCUAUCGGCCCGCUCCUGGCAACACAUGGAUUGGAGGGGGAUGCUGAGGGCUUUGCAAGGAGUUUGAAGGCCUUGGUCUCCCUCGGAGAGCUCCCCGGACUUGUGGAUCUAAGUUUGAACGUCGCUGGCAUGGCUCUUGCAGAGCUUGGCCGGGUAGAUGCGGCCGUCGAGUCGCUGCAAAGACGGGGGAUUCGAGUCUAUGGAAAGGAAUGGAGCUUCGGCAUGUGCAUUGACAGGUAUGCGCCCGGGAUCACUUGCAACGAGCCUGGCAAAAACUUAGACCAUGCCUUCCGAGAGACGCUUUCAAUGGGUUACACUCGAUUCUCGCCAACAGAAGUUCGCAAAAUACUGGAGGAAAUGGAGAGAGAGUGGAAAGGCCGCGACUAUCAUGUUCUGACCAAGAACUGCCAUCAUUUCUCUGAUGCGUGGAAGUGCAUGCAGAGCAGCAGAGCAGCAGUGUCCCGGCACUUUGAAGUCACCAAGGCCAAGUCCCGAAGCAGCAUCUUGGCGUUGGCCACCUUGGCAACUGGCCUGUUGGCCUUCUUGUGGAGCAUGGAUCUCGGCUUCGUGGUCCCACGCAGCACCUCCACCAACCAGGCCCCUCCUUCGAGUGCUCUGGUGGCUGGCAGUGCGGCCUUGCUUGCAGCCGCCCCGAUGCCGGCCUAUGCGGGAGGCAUGUUCGACUUCGGACUGACGCUGCCCUUUGUGGCGGUGUCCUUCCUCACCUUGAUGGCAGUGCUGAAUGCGCUUUUCUAUGCUCCAGUGUCCGAGGAGGUUGAAGAGCGCAACGCCAAGCUCCUGCAGACCCUGUCGGAGGCCACGGACAUGCUGGCAGAGGCUGAUGAGAUGCAGGUGCAAUACACCGCCGCAAUCAAGGAGGCCCGCGAGAAGGCUGCACAGGAGCUGGCAGAUGCGCGAGCAAAGACAGAGGCUCUCAUUGAGACCCAGCUGACGGCUGCCGCGGAGGCACGCGAGAAGAAAGCCGCUGAAGUGAAGGUGAAGCUCAACGCAGAGAUGGCAUCCAAGAUCCAGGCUGCUGAGUCUGAGAUCGUGAAGAGGAAGGAUGGCUUCGUGAAGGCGACGCUGUCUGGAGUGGGCCUUUGA